This is a messenger RNA of Sardina pilchardus (European sardine), 2449 nucleotides long. RefSeq names its product stabilizer of axonemal microtubules 2 (gene saxo2). Gene Ontology annotation, molecular function: microtubule binding. The record is from RefSeq and is a predicted model, not a curated record. The transcript is spliced from 4 exons. Gene Ontology annotation, cellular component: ciliary basal body; cytoskeleton; sperm flagellum. Lineage: Eukaryota; Metazoa; Chordata; Actinopteri; Clupeiformes; Clupeidae. Bases 71 to 1471 code for a protein of 466 amino acids.
GUGACAGUAGGUUGGAAGGGGCAAACGUCAGGGAUUUUUUUUUACUUCUUUUAUUUAAGAAGUUAAGAAAAUGACACGGCGUUGUAUUUGUGAACUCUGCAACUGUGGACGCCACCGUUGUCCCCAUCCACCUACUGCACUGCACUAUGGGAAGGGGAAUAAAGUGUGUGUCAUCACCGAAUACACAGAGAAGUACCCUUCCUAUGGCCGUCAGCAUCCGACCCAAAGCUUGAAACCUAAACGGGACUUUGAGGGUAACAAGGGGAAAAUGGAUGGAACCACCACAUUCAAGACGGAUUAUAUUCCAUAUGAAGUUCUCCCGCGCCCUGGUCGGCAGAAGGCUGAGUACAAGCCCAAACCUGGUGAGAUAGACAUGGGAACCACUUACCACCAAGACUUCCCUUGCUAUGAAGUGAGAUCAGUACCUCCUACUAAGCCCAAACAAAGAUCUCAUGUGGGAUCCGGUAAAUUGGACACUGUGCCCACUUACAAAGAGGAUUUCCGCCAGUGGGAAUUGUCAAAGAGGGAGCUCCGAAAGCCAGAUGUGACGUAUCGUCCUCCCUCAGCCAAAUUUGGCAACUCCACCACAUUUCAGGACGACUUCGCUCCGAGGGGCCUGGUGAUGCGAGAGAGCUUCAAGCCCUCCAACCAGCCCAAGCUGUCCGACGUUCCCUUCGACGGGGUCACCAGCAACCAGCAGGCCUACGUCGCCCACACACUGGAGCCUCGGUUCUCCAGGCCGCCCAAGGUGUACGAGCGCAGCAGUGAGCCUCUGCAGGGCCUCACCUCCCACAAGCAGGACUUCCAGGGCCUGCCCGGCGCCAUCCCCAAGAGCUGCAAGCCCGAGAACCCCAAGGCCACCUCGGACAGCCGCUUCCAGAGCAGCACGGAGUUCCGCGACCGCUUCCAGCAGUGGCCAGUGGCCAUGCCCCCGCGCCACAAGACCCUGGAGUACGUGGCUCCCUCCGCCACCAUGGACUUGAGCACCACCACCAACACGUACUACACCAGGCACAACAUCCAGCCCUAUGUGUCGGCGAAGCCCUUCGCUCGGCCUGCCCAGUCCUCGGUGCCCUUCCAAAGCCUCACCACCAUGAAGGAGGACUUCAAGGCGUGGGGGUCGUGCAAGCAGGACAUCAUCAAGAAGCCCGAGGAGCUGCACAAGGCCACCGGCAAGAUGGAGGACCUGACCACCUUCAGGGCCCAUUUUACCCAGCAUGCGCUGCAGCCAAACGUCAGCUUCAAGCCGCCCAACGCAACCAUGCAGAGGGACGUGCCCAUGGAGGACGGGACCAUGUACAGCACCGAGUUCACCCCCAAGAGGAUCAACGUGUGUCCAGCCAGCUUCGGCAAUCCUCCAGGGUACGUGCUUGAGGACAACGAUGAACGCGGCCACACGUUCUUCCGCAAGAUGCCCUCUCAGGAGGGAGUCAAGAUGGUCCAAACCCAGGAGGCAGUGGCCGUCAACUAAAGAAGCUCCAAACCCAGGAAUCAGUGGCAGUCAACUACAGUAAGCAGGUGACCACAGUGGUAACACCAUGAGGCUCAUUAAAACAUGUCAUUCUGCUUCUUCCAAAUGUUUUGUGUGAGAGAUUCAGAAAUAUUUUACUCGGUAUAAAGGAAAGGUAAUGAUGCACUGUGGAAAUAUAAGAAUAAUCGGUAGAUGCACAUCUGGUAGCAUAAUUGACGUUGAUUACUUCUGACAUGCAUUGACUUCUGACAUAUUUCAUGAGAUUAAAUGAAGGUCUAUAGUAUUGUAUCCUAAUCUGUCAGCCCCAAAUCACUGCUAUUUCAUAACAUGACACUGAUAAAUCAACAUGUGCACUUUUUCAACCUGUAUUACCAUCACACAGAAUUAUGAUUAUGUACUUGAAAUGUUUUUCACUUUUGAAAGUGAAGUUUAUAAUUGUGAGUGGUUCCAUGAACAAGGAACAGUUAUCAAUUGCCAAAUUGUGUGAAAAUCUAGUUAAAUGAAGAAUAAAAUAAAUUGACAUAAAUUAAUGGCACUUACCUUUUUCAACACAAUAAUGAAUUUAAAUAAAUCUAUUGAAAAUUGUUUUAUUUUCUCAGGUCAUUAGCAGUUGUGAUUAGCUGCAAGCGUAUGCUGUAAUUGUAUCCGUGUUAUCUUCUCCAACCGCUACUAUUUAAAACACAUUAUAAGGGCAGUAUCCAUGUUGACUGGUGGUGUGUAUGUAAGAUGAGUGGCGUAUUUAAUACAUUAAAACAUUUGUGAAUGUAUUAAAUCCAUGCGUAUAAAAUUAAAGAAACAUAUAUGACAUUAAUAAACCACAUCAACAAGUGCUAUAUGCAGGGUUUCUACUAUAGUCUUCAACACAGGCCUGGCCAAAAAUAUUACAACCUGUACACUUUUUACAAAUAUUGUUGUACCCAUAUUUGGUAUGUAGUAACACAUUUUCUUUUGCAAUAAAACACCCCUAAUAAUGUGCCC